Molecule: messenger RNA, 1642 nt
Organism: Leucoraja erinaceus (little skate)
Lineage: Eukaryota; Metazoa; Chordata; Chondrichthyes; Rajiformes; Rajidae
Gene: snx3
Product: sorting nexin 3
Exons: 4
Coding region: 65-562 (165 amino acids)
Biological process (GO): late endosome to Golgi transport; endocytic recycling
Cellular component (GO): retromer complex; early endosome membrane
Molecular function (GO): phosphatidylinositol-3-phosphate binding
Source: RefSeq, a predicted model, not a curated record
GGUCGCCAGGCGCGGGGCGGGGAGGGGAAAGAAGGAGAAGAAGGAGGAGGAGGCAGGAGGGAAGAUGGCCGAGGCUGUGCCCGACACCAGGCGCCUGCUCACCAAGCCCCAGAACCUCAACGACGCCUACGGGCCGCCCAGCAACUUCCUGGAGAUCGACGUGGGCACCCCGCAGACCACGGGCGUCGGCCGCCAGCGGUACACCUCAUACGAGGUCCGGAUCAAGACCAAUCUACCGAUAUUCAAGUUGAAGGAAUCUUCAGUGAGGAGAAGAUACAGUGACUUUGAAUGGCUGAGAAAUGAACUUGAAAGGGAAAGCAAGGUUGUGGUGCCUCCAUUGCCAGGCAAAGCACUAUUUCGGCAGCUGCCUUUCAGAGGGGAUGAUGGCAUCUUCGAUGACAGCUUUAUAGAAGAGAGAAGACAGGGCCUUGAACAAUUUAUUAACAAAGUUGCGGGGCAUCCCUUGGCACAGAAUGAGCGCUGCCUUCACAUGUUCCUGCAAGAGGAAAUCGUAGACAAAAACUACACGCCAGCAAAGGUGAAACAUGCACAAACAGUGUGAAUGGACUAAAACACUGACCUUGCUGACAAAAUCCUUCCAUAUCAAUUGAAAUUGCUGGUUUUUUUGGUUAAUCCUCAGUCCAUCUUUCUGCUUCCCGAUGUUUCUGAACAGAGCUUCGUCACGGGUGCAGAUCGCGAGCAAGAAGGAUCUGCACUUGGGAUACGAGUUGGCUACUAUGAUUUGGCUUUGUAUAACACAUUAUUGCUUUAUUCGUACUGAAGCCUUAAAAUUGAGUCGAGUAUGGAGAUGCGCGUUACAUUUGUGAUCGCGCGUUACAUUUGGCAAGUCUGCCGGGUGAACCCGCGGUGUACGAGUGCAGUAUUUCUAACAAUUUUAUCUGAUAUACUCCCGACAGUUGUGAAAGAAUAUUUUUAUAAUGCAUGUGCUUUGUUAUUCAAAAACUCCUAGCUGAAGUUUGUCCGUAAUCUGGCAAGCAUUUUGUUUUUGGAGUGCAUGGUGAAUAGAUGGGGGUGGGGGGGAGAUUUAAGACCACCACUAACCAAACCACAACCCUCUCUGUUUGUGUUCCUUCCCACUUUUUGCCAAGCCCACCUAUCGCCACGCAGCUCCCUUUUUUGUCCCCUCAGCUGGGAACCUCUAUCCAUAUUAUACUGCAUUUGUAUCUUUGCGGCUCGUAUAUAUAAUGAGAAAGUCGAGCCUCUUCCGAUUCCUUCGCUUUUUGUACUAACUCUUGUAGCCAAGUCUCUGUUUUUGAACUUAUCAGACACUAAGAACAAGCCUCCUGCAAAGCGGAAAUGUCUUCAAAUAAAGUUAAGACAAAUGUUGAAUCAUAUUUAACUCUGUGCGUAUGUCACUAUGUUAUAAACUUUAAUGCUUCUCCUUGGUUUGUUACACAUGCUCUGCUUGUCUUCUCCACAUAUUUUUUUUUUGCUGUGCAUCAGUGUUAAUGGAAGAGAAGCAGAGUUCGAAUGACAACCAACUUAUUUCCAGUGCAAUUAAUUUACUCUUCGCCAGUCAAGUGAAACUUUGCUGUAUCCUGGUCCUGCUAUCUUGUCUUUAACUGCACUUGAGAAUAUCCUGAGACUCUAAAAGGCACAUUAAACAUGUAUUGAUACCUGA